Messenger RNA from Spathaspora passalidarum NRRL Y-27907, 3277 nucleotides. It is a transcript of the gene ENP1, whose product is annotated as snoRNA-binding rRNA-processing protein. The transcript has a single exon. The record is from RefSeq and is a predicted model, not a curated record. Bases 31 to 1413 code for a protein of 460 amino acids. Gene Ontology annotation, biological process: rRNA processing. Gene Ontology annotation, cellular component: cytoplasm; nucleolus; preribosome, small subunit precursor. Gene Ontology annotation, molecular function: snoRNA binding. Lineage: Eukaryota; Fungi; Ascomycota; Pichiomycetes; Serinales; Debaryomycetaceae.
UUUAGAACUGCAAACUUAUAGAAGACCAAGAUGGGUAAAAUAUCAGUUAAUGACACCAAGGGAAAGCAACGUCAUAACCCUUUAUUGAAAGAUAUCUCAUCUCAAGGAGGAAACUUGAGAACAACUCCAAGAUCAUCAGCAUCCCAAGCCAAAUCAAACAAGAAACCUCAACAGGAAGAAGAAGGGUACUUGGAUGCUGUUACUUCGAGAAAGAUUUUGCAAUUAGCCAAGGAACAACAAGAUGAGUUGAGAGAAGAAGAGGAAGGAUCUGGACGACCAGCAACUUUUGGUGAAUCAUUCAGAAAACAACUAGCCGAAAGUGAUGAAGAAGAAGAAAGCGAAGACGAACAAGAGUAUUCUGAUUUUGAAGAAGUUGAGGAAAUCUAUGAAGAAGAGGAAAUCGAAGUGGAUGAAAAAGAUGCUGAAUUAUUUAAUAAAUAUUUCCAAAGUAAUGGAGCAGCUAUGGGUCAAGGUAUAAACUUGGCUGAUAAGAUCAUGGCCAAGAUUCAAGAAAAAGAAGCCCAAGAUCAACAACAAUCCCAAGGUGGGAAACCAGUGGAUGCUGUUAUGUUACCACCUAAGGUUAUUAUGGCAUAUGAAAAGAUUGGUCAGAUAUUGGCUAGUUAUACCCAUGGUAAACUUCCUAAAUUGUUCAAGAUCUUGCCAAGUUUAAAGAACUGGCAAGAUGUUUUAUAUGUCACCAACCCUGAGAAAUGGACUCCUCAUGCUACUUAUGAAGCUACCAAAUUAUUUGUUUCUAACUUAUCUGCCAAUGAAGCGCAAAAGUUUGUUGAAACUGUCUUGUUGGAAAAGUUUAGAAGCUCAAUUGAAGAUUCCGAAGAUCAUUCCUUGAAUUAUCACAUUUAUAGAGCAUUGAAAAAGUCCUUGUAUAAGCCUGCUGCUUUCUUCAAGGGUUUCUUGUUGCCUUUAGUUGAUGGAUAUUGUACUGUGAGAGAAGCAACUAUUGCUGCUUCUGUAUUGACCAAGGUAUCUGUGCCUGUAUUGCAUUCAUCUGUGGCUUUAACUCAAUUACUUCAAAGAGAUUUCAGUCCAGCCACCACGGUAUUCAUUAGAGUGUUGAUUGAAAAGAAGUACGCUUUGCCUUAUCAAACAUUGGAUGAAUUGGUGUUUUACUUUAUGAGAUUCAGAAAUGCUACUCAAGAACAAAUGCAAAUAGAUUCAGCCGGCGAUGCUCCUCAAUUACCUGUGGUUUGGCACAAGGCAUUCUUGGCAUUUGCACAAAGAUACAAGAACGAUAUUACUGACGAUCAAAGAGAUUUCUUAUUGGAAACAGUUAGACAAAGAUUCCAUCAUGCCAUUGGACCUGAAAUCCGUCGAGAAUUAUUAGCAGGUAAGCCAAGACUUACUGCUGAUCAAGAACCAAAGGAUGGAUUAAUGGUUGAUGCAUUUUAAUUAGUCGUUUUUUUUUUUAGGAAAAAAAUAAUGUAUAUUAGUAAUUGUCUAGAUAAAUGUAAAGUAAUGCAGUAUUUACACAUGGCCAGAAGGUUCAGAAUGAGUUCUCUUUCUGGCGUCUUCACAAAGCUUUUCAGGAUCAGCAGCGAGGGCAAAAUAACUUUGAACGGAACCAAUUAUAGUCAAUGCGACACAACUACCAAUCCAAAGACCGUGUAAUGAUCCCUUCCAAGGAGAGUAGAAUGACAAGUAAAGCGAGAGUGGUAAUCCAACAACAUAAUAUGAAAAUAAGUUGACGAUUCCUCCAAUCUUGGUUUGUCCUUGACCUCUCAAACACCCAGCUGAAUUGGCAUUCAUGGCAUCGGCAAUUUGCAUAAUAGCAAUAAUCCACAUAACCAGGGAAAUUGUACUGAUGACUUCUUCAUCUUUAGUGAAUGUAAUGGCGAUUUCUCUUCUGAAACAAAACAAAAACAAAAAGUUCAAGAAUGCAAUCAAUAACCCAAAGGUGAGAGAAACUUUAGUAGUAGUUCUGGCAGCAGCACCUAAUCCAGCACCAAGAUAAUUGGCAAUCCUCGUUGAUGAGGCAAUACCAACGGCAAAUGGAACUUGAUAGGUGACACAGGCCAUGGUGGUACCGAUAGAUUGUGCAGCAAGGGCAAUCGUACCUAAAUAAGAUGCCAUCAAUGUCAUGAUUUCGAAUGCCAAGAAUUCUGCUUCCAACAUGAUAAGACCAGGGAUGGCAAGUUGGGCUAAUCUUCCCCAACCUCUAAAUGAUUCCUUAAAGUCUAAUCCACCCCAACAUUUUAAUGGGUGUAAUCCAGAUGGGGUAUCCUCGGGCUUAAUGAAGAAAACAAUAAAUAACACUAAUAAACUGAUCAUGAGCCAAUAGUUGAUAGCAACAGCAAUGGGUGCUCCUAAGUAACCAAUAUGCUUCACUAACAAAUAGUUCAUAAUCAAAUUAGAAGGAGCAGCUAUUAACAAAACGUAAGUUGAAAUAUGGUAAAUUCCUUGUGCCUGUAAGAAACGUUUCCCACAUUCAAACAAAAUGUAAGCUGGCAUACCAAAUGCAACAUAUUGUAGAUAAACCGCCGAUAACUUGGCAGUUUCUUUAUCAGGAAGGAUCAUGGUGAUCAAAUCGUACCCAUAAAAUACCCAUAUGAACAAUAUUGGUAACAUAAUAACAAACUCCAAUGAAGUACAUUUCUGGAGAUAGGUUCCGACCAAGGUAUAUUUCUUGGCUCCAAAUGCUUGAGGACAAAGGGUGUCUAAUGCAGUUGCUAUACCCUGAAUAGUAGCAUAACCUGUGAUGUUGGCCGUCAUGGCACCCAUGGAAACAGCAGCCAACUCAGUGGCACCUAAAUGGCCAACCAUAAAUACCGAUACGGUAGAAAGGGAAUUUUGCAAUAAAAACGUCAUAACCAAUGGAACUGAAGAUUUGAUUAAAGAUUUCAAUUCUAUUGCUGCAGUAGUGUGGUCGAGUUUCUUGUUGGCAAUGGCGUCUUCAAAGGCAUCCAUAAUCUGUUCAUCACCGCCGAGAUAGGUAAUAUGGUUCUCCUUCAACAAAUCACGUUCUUGCUCUAAUAGUUCACGGGCAACCAUCAGGCCUCUUCUGAUGUUCAAAGUAGUGUUACUGGUGACAGCUAAUAAUGGUUGAGUUUCGUCUGCUUCAAUUUCAUCUCCGGUUAUUGCUUCUUCAAUGGGCGAGGCUGGUGGAGAAGUGAUAAAAUCCGAGGGUAUAAAUAACCCCAAUUUACCAACAGAACCAGAAACCACCGAGGCACGUCUCUGAGUGUUUGAAUGAGUGAACUGAUGUGUUCGAUCCAGUUGAGUCAUGGUGGUCUAUAAGGUACUCUUAUCAAGGAAU